Rubroshorea leprosula is the source of this 1746-nucleotide messenger RNA. Lineage: Eukaryota; Viridiplantae; Streptophyta; Magnoliopsida; Malvales; Dipterocarpaceae. The record is from the annotation of a GenBank genome assembly.
AAUCUUCCCAACUCAGAAAGGGCAGUUUUGAAAUUUUAAUUUCUCUGUUUGGAGAAUUACGGAGCAUGCCAUCAAUGGCAGACCUCAAGGAGCGGCUGCUUCCGCCCAAACCAGCGUCGGCGGUCAACCUUAGAGAUCAUGGUUUCCGGUCGUCAGGCUCUUCACGUCACACUUUUCAGGGAAUGGAUGCCUUGAAGAAGCGGGGGCAAGGUCUUCGAUCUUGGAUUCGAGUUGAUGCCACUGGAAACUCUCAAGUUAUUGAAGUCGACAAGUUUAGCAUGAUGCGUCGUUGCGAUCUUCCUGCGCGUGAUCUACGCCUCCUCGAUCCUCUGUUUGUUUAUCCAUCAACGAUUCUCGGUAGAGAGAAGGCUAUCGUGGUCAAUUUGGAGCAGAUAAGGUGCAUCAUCACCGCUGAUGAGGUACUCCUCUUAAAUUCCCUCGACAGUUACGUUCUACAGUAUGUGGUUGAGCUGCAAAAACGGCUGACAACGACUGGAGUCGGUGAUGUCUGGCAAUCAGAUGCGGCUGAUUCGAACCGGAGACGAAGUAGGAAUUUUGACAAUGUUUUCGGGAACACAUCCCCUGAUUAUUUACCCUUUGAGUUUAGGGCUCUUGAAGUUGCUUUGGAAGCCGCUUGCACAUUUCUUGAUUCACAGGCACAAGAAUUAGAAAUUGAAGCAUAUCCAUUACUAGAUGAGCUUACCUCAAAGAUCAGUACAUUAAAUUUGGAACGAGUUCGCAGAUUAAAGAGCAGACUUGUUGCAUUGACUCGAAGAGUUCAGAAGGUUAGGGAUGAGAUAGAGCAGCUAAUGGAUGAUGAUGGAGAUAUGGCAGAAAUGUAUCUUACAGAGAAAAAGAGUAGAAUGGAGUCAUCAUGUUAUGGUGACCAAUCUGUGAUGGGAUUCAGAUCAAAUGAUGGACUGUCAGCUUCUGCUCCAGUCUCUCCUGUUUCUUCACCCCCUGAUUCCCGGAGACUUGAGAAAAGUUUAAGCAUUGCUAGAAGCCGUCUUGAUAGCAUGAGGAGUUCUGAGAGUGCUACAGAUAGUAUAGAAGAGCUGGAGAUGUUGCUCGAAGCAUACUUUGUUGUCAUUGAUAGCACCCUAAACAAGUUGACAUCAUUGAAGGAGUACAUUGAUGACACAGAGGAUUUUAUCAACAUUCAGCUGGAUAAUGUUCGAAACCAACUGAUCCAGUUUGAGCUGCUACUCACGACAGCUACAUUUGUUGUUGCCAUUUUUGGUGUCGUAGCAGGGAUAUUUGGAAUGAAUUUUGAUAUCCCAUUGUUUGACGAUGCUGGUGCAUUUAAGUGGGUUCUCCUUAUUACUGGAAUAUGUGGGAUCACUAUAUUUUCUGCAUUUGUGUGGUUCUUCAAGUACAGACGACUUAUGCCACUAUAAGGAAAUUGCAAUUCAGCCAGGUUAGAAAGGAGAAAAAGAAAAAGGAUUAUUUCUAUUAUUGUCUUCAUCCCAUUACUUGAGCACUUAUGUAGAUCGAAUCAAAAAUAGAAAAAAGGCAAAAUGCUCUAAUUGAGAGCAAUUCUUUCGUUCCACCUCAGUUUAUUGACCUUUUUGAGUGUAACAUAGCCCUACCUGUAUGUCAUGUAAAUAUUUUAGCUAUAAUUUGCAUAGAGCGUUUAGGGGCCUUCUCCUUCCAGUUUCUUUCUUCAUUGUUUGAAGGAGAAUGUCCCAUCAACGCCUAAAGGAAGGGAAGAAGAUUGCCUCUUGUCAAUGAAAGGGUAUCAUGGGA